This is a messenger RNA of Megachile rotundata (alfalfa leafcutting bee), 1531 nucleotides long. RefSeq names its product 26S proteasome regulatory subunit Rpt6 (gene Rpt6). Gene Ontology annotation, molecular function: ATP hydrolysis activity; ATP binding. NCBI's taxonomy places the organism in Eukaryota, Metazoa, Arthropoda, Insecta, Hymenoptera, Megachilidae. The record is from RefSeq and is a predicted model, not a curated record.
GUCUAGUAUCAUCAGUAUCAUACCAUACCAUACAUACAGUAGUUCUCAAUGACAAGCAAUUCCUACAGCGGAUCGUAUAAAACUGUAUAAGAUUUAAAUUUUAAACUUUUCUCUUCCUUUUUGUAAGUAAAUGGCAGUGUAGUAUUCGAGAAUUUAUUGAUUAUAGUUCAGCAUAAAUAGUGAGUGCAACAAUGACGCUCACAAAUAAGAUGGAAAUAGAUGAGAAGAUCGCAAAAGGAGAAGGUUUUAAACCGUAUUACAUUACUAAGAUUGAAGAGUUGCAAUUAAUUGUAGCUGAAAAAAGUCAAAAUUUAAGAAGAUUACAAGCACAGCGUAAUGAGCUCAAUGCAAAAGUACGUAUGUUACGUGAAGAGUUACAACUUCUUCAGGAACAAGGGUCAUAUGUUGGAGAAGUUGUUAAACCAAUGGAUAAGAAAAAGGUUUUAGUUAAAGUACAUCCUGAAGGAAAAUUUGUAGUAGAUAUAGAUAAAAACAUUGAUAUUAACGAUGUAACACCAAAUUCAAGAGUUGCAUUGCGUAAUGAAAGUUAUACUUUGCACAAAAUUUUACCAAAUAAAGUUGAUCCACUUGUUUCACUUAUGAUGGUGGAAAAAGUACCAGAUUCUACAUAUGAAAUGGUUGGUGGAUUAGAUAAACAAAUUAAAGAAAUCAAGGAAGUUAUAGAAUUACCUGUUAAGCACCCUGAAUUGUUUGAUGCUCUUGGAAUUGCCCAACCUAAGGGGGUACUGUUAUAUGGCCCUCCAGGUACUGGCAAAACUUUACUGGCAAGAGCAGUAGCCCAUCAUACAGAAUGUACUUUUAUUCGUGUGUCUGGUUCUGAAUUAGUACAAAAGUUCAUUGGUGAAGGUUCACGAAUGGUUCGUGAACUUUUUGUAAUGGCAAGGGAACAUGCACCAUCUAUAAUAUUUAUGGAUGAAAUAGACUCAAUUGGAAGUUCUCGUAUUGAAUCUGGAUCCGGGGGAGAUAGUGAAGUUCAACGAACUAUGCUUGAAUUACUCAACCAAUUGGAUGGCUUUGAAGCUACAAAGAAUAUAAAAGUUAUUAUGGCAACAAACAGAAUUGAUAUAUUAGAUCCUGCCUUAUUACGACCAGGACGUAUAGAUCGUAAAAUUGAAUUUCCACCUCCAAGUGAAGCAGCACGUCUUGAUAUUUUAAAAAUUCACUCGAGAAAAAUGAAUUUAACUCGAGGUAUAAAUUUAAGGAAAAUUGCAGAACUUAUGCCUGGUGCAUCAGGAGCAGAAGUGAAGGGUGUAUGUACAGAAGCUGGUAUGUAUGCUCUCAGAGAACGUCGAGUUCAUGUUACUCAAGAAGAUUUUGAAAUGGCUGUAGCAAAGGUGAUGCAGAAAGAUUCAGAAAAAAAUAUGUCGAUCAAAAAAUUGUGGAAGUAAUUCGUUAUUGGCUAUAUUUCAUUCUUUCUAUACCCUUUGCAUUUUUUGUAAAAUCAUUUGUGAACAACCUAUAACUUUAAUUGAAAUGUAUACAAAAUAAAUAUCAUAGUUAUAAGAACAAA